Molecule: messenger RNA, 7473 nt
Organism: Papilio machaon (common yellow swallowtail)
Lineage: Eukaryota; Metazoa; Arthropoda; Insecta; Lepidoptera; Papilionidae
Gene: beta-Spec
Product: spectrin beta chain
Exons: 38
Coding region: 241-7458 (2405 amino acids)
Biological process (GO): neuron development; actin cytoskeleton organization
Cellular component (GO): cell projection; cell junction; cortical actin cytoskeleton
Molecular function (GO): actin filament binding; structural constituent of cytoskeleton; phospholipid binding
Source: RefSeq, a predicted model, not a curated record
UCGCGGCGAUCUUUUGCCUCGCCUUCGACGCCCGUUCGUACUCGCAGUCACGGAUGAUAAUUUGGAAUUUUCUACAUGAAUAGUGAUUAUUACUGAAGCCCUACAUUAAAAGUGUGCGUGUUAUGUUAAUAAAGCUGCAAAUUGGAUAAGUAAUAGUUAUUCGGUGUGAUUGUGCAAGUGAUUUCAAUUUUGAGAGAGUUGAGCGUGGCGAGGCACGGCGUUGUGCGGCAGUAGGUCGCAAUGACGACCGACAUCUCGGUGUCCCGCUGGGACCCGUCAAUCGGCCAUGGCCAGGAGAUCAUCGACGAGUUCGAGUACGACGGCGGCAACUCAUCAUCGAGGCUCUACGAACGAUCGCGCAUAAAGGCGCUAGCAGACGAACGAGAGAACGUGCAAAAGAAGACUUUCCAGAAAUGGGUGAACUCUCAUUUAGUCCGUGUGGGGUGCCGUAUCGGCGACCUCUACGUCGACAUGAGAGACGGCAAGAUGCUCAUCCGACUUCUCGAGGUGCUCUCAGGAGAGAGGCUGCCUCGGCCGACUAAAGGCAAGAUGCGCAUCCAUUGCCUUGAGAAUGUAGACAAGGCACUGCAGUUCCUGCGCGAACAGCGCGUGCACCUCGAGAACAUGGGUUCACACGACAUCGUCGACGGCAACCCACGACUCAAUCUCGGACUCAUAUGGACUAUUAUACUACGGUUCCAGAUCCAAGACAUAACAAUCGAAGAGACGGACAACAAAGAAACGAAGUCGGCAAAGGAUGCGCUAUUACUAUGGUGCCAAAUGAAGACUGCUGGCUACAAUAACGUGAAUGUACGCAACUUCACGACCUCCUGGCGUGACGGGUUGGCCUUCAACGCCAUCAUACACAAACACAGACCCGACCUCGUGCAGUUUGAGAAACUCCACAGGAACAAUCCUAUGCAUAAUCUCAAUAAUGCAUUCAACGUGGCCGAAGAGAAGCUUGGAUUAACCAAGCUGUUGGAUGCUGAAGAUAUCGCGGUGGACCACCCCGAUGAGAAGUCUAUAAUAACGUACGUUGUUACGUACUAUCAUUACUUCAGCAAGCUGAAGCAGGAGACGGUUCAGGGCAAGCGUAUCGGCAAAGUGGUCGGUAUCGCCAUGGAGAACGAUAAGAUGAUAAUGGAGUACGAGUCCCUCACCAGUGACCUGCUGCAGUGGAUCGAGCGCACGAUAGAGGCGUUGGGUGACAGGACCUUCGCCAACUCGCUGGAGGGUGUGCGGCAGCAGCUCAUACAGUUCGCCAACUACCGCACUGUGGAGAAACCACCCAAGUUCGUGGAGAAGGGUAACCUGGAGGUGUUGCUGUUCACGCUGCAGUCGCGCAUGCGCGCCGCCAACCAGCGGCCGUACACACCGCGUGAGGGUCGCAUGAUACAUGACAUCAACCGCGCCUGGGAACGCCUGGAGAAGGCGGAGCACGAGCGUGAGCUGGCCCUCCGUGAGGAGCUCAUACGACAGGAGAAACUGGAGCAGCUCGCCGCCAGAUUCAAUCGUAAAGCUCAGAUGCGUGAGACCUGGCUGUCGGAGAACCAGCGCCUGGUGAGCCAGGACAACUUUGGGUUUGACCUGGCGGCGGUAGAGGCGGCCGCCAAGAAGCAUGAGGCCAUCGAGACCGACAUCUUCGCGUACGAGGAGCGUGUGCAGGCUGUGGUCGCUGUCUGCUCAGAGCUGCAGGCGGAGAGAUACCAUGAUAUAGAGCGUGUGUGUGCACGACGCGACAACGUGUUACGUCUGUGGGCGUACCUGCUGGAGCUGCUGCGAGCGCGACGUGCCCGCCUCGAGCUCUCCCUGCAGCUGCAGCAGAACUUCCAGGAGAUGCUGUACAUCCUGGACUCGAUGGAGGAGAUCAAGAUGCGUCUGCUGACGGACGACUACGGCAAGCAUCUGAUGGGCGUAGAAGACCUGCUGCAGAAGCACGCCCUUGUAGAGGCAGACAUCAACGUGCUCGGGGAACGUGUUAAGGUGGUUGUAGGACAGUCGCAGCGAUUCCUGGAGCAGGAGGAAGGUGGCUACCGGCCAUGUGACCCCGCCAUUACAGUGGAGAGAAUACAGCAACUUGAGAACGCAUACGCAGAGCUCGUACAUCUCGCCGUCGAGCGCAGGAAGCGGCUGGAGGACAGCCGCAAGCUGUGGCAGUUCUACUGGGACAUGGCAGACGAGGAGAACUGGAUCAAGGAGAAGGACCAGAUCGUAUCCGUCGACGAUAUCGGUCACGAUCUUACGACCGUGUACCUGCUAAUCUCGAAACACAAGGCGCUGCAGGCGGACGUGAGCGCGCACGAGGCGCAGCUGAUGAGUGUGGCCGCAGUGGGUGAUGAGCUCGUAUCUCAGGGACACUUCGGCGCUGACAGGAUACAGGAGCGUCUGCGUGACAUCCUGUCUCAAUGGAACCAUCUCUUGGAUGUGGUGGCGCUGCGCAAGAACCGUCUGGACGCUGCCGUGCGCUACCACCAGCUCUUCGCAGACGCUGAUGACAUAGACACCUGGAUGUUGGACACGCUCAGACUGGUGUCGUCUGAGGAUACAGGCGUGGACGAGGCGCAGGUGCAGAGCCUGCUCAAGAAGCACAAGGACGUUACCGACGAGCUCAAGAACUACGCCAACGUUAUACAGCAGCUCAAGCAGCAGGCAAGUGAGCUGAGCCCAGAAGACGCGAGCAGCGCGGAGGUGAGCGCGCGUUUGGCAGCGAUAGACGCGCGUCACGGGGAGCUGGCGGCGCUGGCGCGGCUGAGGAAACAGCGGCUGCUGGACGCGCUGUCACUGUUCAAGUUGCUGGCGGAGGCGGACGCGGCCGACCAGUGGAUCGCGGAGAAGGACCGUAUGCUGGACACCGUUCUGCCGCCUAAGGAUAUCGAUGAUGUUGAAAUUAUGAAGCACAGAUAUGACGGUUUCGACAAGGAGAUGAACGCGAACGCGUCCCGCGUGGCCGUGGUGAACCAGCUGGCGCGGCAGCUGAUCCAUGUGGAGCACCCGCAGGCGCCGCGCAUACAGGAGCGACAGGCUGCACUCAACCACGCCUGGAGCACCCUGCGGGAGAAGGCGGAGGCUAAGAAGGAUGAGUUGAAGGCGGCACAGGGCGUGCAGACAUUCCACAUUGAGUGCCGUGAGACCGUCUCCUGGAUCGAGGACAAGAAGCGCAUUCUGCAGCAGACCGACAACCUCGAGAUGGACCUUAACGGUGUGAUGACCCUGCAGCGGCGAUUGUCAGGCAUGGAGCGCGACCUGGCGGCGAUACAGGCGCGUAUCGCCUCUCUGGAGGCGGAGGCCAGCGCCAUUGAGGGCACACACCCUGAGGAAGCGCAGCUUAUACGAGAUCGCAUCGCACACAUCAACGACAACUGGGAGCAACUAACGCACAUGCUGAAGGAGCGCGACUCGAAGCUGGAGGAGGCGGGAGACCUGCACCGCUUCCUGCGCUCCGUCGACCACUUCCAGGCCUGGCUCACCAAGACACAGACAGAUGUCGCAUCGAAAGAUAUACCGUCAUCUUUGUCGGAGGCUGAGAAGCUGUUGUCUCAGCACCAGACCAUCAAGGAGGAGAUCGACAACUACAAAGACGAGUACGCCAAGAUGAUGGAGUACGGAGAGAAGAUCACCGCCGAGCCGUCGACGCAAGAUGAUCCUCAGUACAUGUUCCUGCGUGAGCGGCUGAAGGCGCUGCGUGAGGGUUGGGCAGAGCUCCAGCAGAUGUGGGAGAACCGUCAGCAGCUGCUGGCCCAGAGCCUCGAGCUGCAGCUGCUGCAGCGCGACGCUCGUCAGGCGGAGGUACUGCUCGCGCACCAGGAGCACAGGCUAGCGAAGACUGAACCGCCGACCAACUUGGAACAAGCCGAGAACAUGAUUAAAGAACAUGAAGCAUUCCUCACCACGAUGGAAGCCAAUGACGACAAGAUCAACUCUGUCGUCCAGUUCGCAAACCGGCUCGUCGAGGAGAGACAUUUCGAUGCGGACAAGAUCCAGCGCAAGGCCGAGAACAUCGAUGCCAGGCGCAGUGCCAAUAGGGAGAAGGCCCUGCAGCAGAUGGAGAAGUUGCAAGACCAGCUGCAGCUGCACCAGUUCCUCCAGGACUGCGACGAGCUCGGGGAAUGGGUGCAGGAGAAGAAUCUCACGGCGCAGGACGACACUUACCGCUCGGCAAAGACUAUCCAUUCCAAGUGGACGCGGCAUCAGGCCUUCGAGGCGGAGAUCGCGGCCAACAAGGAGCGUCUGUUCGCGGUGCAGAAUGCCGCCGAGGAACUCAUGAAACAGAAGCCCGAGUUCGUUGAAGUUAUUUCUCCGAAGAUGCACGAGCUGCAAGACCAGUUCGAGAACCUCCAAACUUCGACUAAGGAGAAAGGAGAGCGGCUGUUCGACGCCAACCGCGAGGUGCUCCUGCACCAGACCUGCGACGACAUUGACUCCUGGAUGAACGAGCUCGAAAAGCAGAUCGAGAACACCGAUACCGGCACUGAUCUGACGUCUGUCAAUAUUCUCAUGCAGAAGCAACAGAUGAUCGAGACUCAGAUGGCCGUCAAGGCGAAGCAGGUCACCGAGCUAGAGACCCAGGCUGAGUACUUGCAGAAGACCGUCCCCGACAAGAUGGAGGAGAUCAAGGAGAAGAAGAAAACCGUUGAACAGAGAUUCGAGCAGCUCAAAGCUCCGCUACUGGAGCGUCAAAGACAACUGGCCAAGAAGAAGGAAGCAUUCCAGUUCCGUCGCGACGUCGAGGAUGAGAAGUUAUGGAUCCACGAAAAGAUGCCUCUGGCUAUGAACUCGGACUUCGGCCACUCGCUGUUCAACGUACAGAUGCUACAGAAGAAGAACCAGUCUCUCAAGACGGAGACGGACAACCACGAGCCCAGGAUACUGACCGUCAUCUCCAAUGGACAGAAGCUGAUCGACGAGGAGCACGAGGCCUCGCCCGAGUUCAAGCAGCUCAUCGAUGAGUUGACUGCGCGGUGGCAAGAACUUAAAGAUGCCAUCGAGAACCGUAAGAACAACUUGUCACAAUGGGAGAAGGCUCAGCAGUAUCUGUUCGAUGCGAAUGAGGCGGAAGCGUGGAUGAGCGAGCAGGAGUUAUACAUGAUGGUUGAGGACCGCGGCAAGGACGAGAUCUCGGCGCAGAACCUGAUGAAGAAGCACGAGAUCCUAGAGCAGGCGGUCGACGACUACGCGCAAACUAUCCGUCAGCUCGGUGAGACCGUGCGCCAGCUCACCAGCGAGGAACACCCGCUCAGCGAGCAGAUCUCGGUGAAGCAGUCUCAGGUGGACAAGCUGUACGCGGGGCUGAAGGACCUGGCGGGAGAGAGACGCGCCAAGCUGGACGAGGCGCUGCGUCUGUUCCAGCUGUCGCGCGAAGUGGACGACCUCGAGCAGUGGAUCACAGAGCGCGAGCUCGUCGCCAGCUCGCAGGAGCUCGGACAGGACUACGACCACGUUACCUUACUUUGGGAACGGUUCAAGGAGUUUGCGCGCGAGACGCAGGCGGUGGGCUCGGAACGUGUGGCGACUGCGGAGCGCAUCGCCGACCAGAUGAUAGCCAUGGGCCACUCGGACAACGCCACCAUCGCCCAGUGGAAGGAGGGCCUCAAGGAGACCUGGCAGGACCUGCUCGAACUCAUCGAGACCAGAACACAGAUGUUGGCGGCGUCGCGGGAACUCCACAAGUACUUCCACGACUGCAAGGACACUCUGCAGCGCGUAAGCGAGAAGGCACGCGGCGUCAGCGACGAGCUGGGCCGCGACGCCAUCAGCGUGGGCGCGCUGCAGCGCAAGCACCACAACUUCAUGCAGGAUCUCAGCACGCUGCAGCAACAGGUGGAGGCGAUCAGCAGCGAAUGUUCUCGACUGGGCGCGUCGUACGCAGGCGACAAGGCGCUGGAGAUAACGCGGCGGGAGGCGGAGGUGCGCGAGGCGUGGGCGGCGCUGCAGGCCGCGUGCGCCGCACGUCGCGCCAAGCUCGAGGACGCAGACGAUCUCUACCGCUUCCUCAGCCAGGUGCGGACACUCGCGCUCUGGAUGGACGACGUCGUGCGACAGAUGAACACAGGAGAGAAACCCAGAGACGUUAGCGGAGUAGAACUCCUGAUGAAUAAUCACCAGUCGCUGAAGGCGGAGAUCGAGACUCGCGAGGACAACUUCGCGGCAUGUAUAUCUCUGGGGCGCGAGCUGCUGGGCCGACAGCACUACGCCUCUGCAGACAUCAAGGACAAGCUGCAACAGCUCAACAACCAGCGCAACGCCCUGCUGCGUCGCUGGGAGGAGCGCUGGGAGAACUUACAGCUCAUUCUGGAGGUGUACCAGUUCGCUCGCGACGCGGCGGUGGCGGAGGCGUGGCUGAUCGCGCAGGAACCGUACCUCAUGUCUCAGGAGCUCGGACACACCAUCGACGAGGUUGAGAGCCUCAUCAAGAAGCACGAGGCCUUCGAGAAGUCCGCCGCCGCGCAGGAGGACCGCUUCUCCGCCCUGCAGCGACUCACCACCUUCGAAGUGAAGGAGAUGAAGAGGCGGCAGGAGGCGGCGGAGGCUGCGGAGCGCGAGCGAGUGGAGCGCGAGGCGGCGGCCGCGGCGGAGGCUGCACGCGCCGAGCUGGAGGCGCAGCAGCGCGCCAGCGAGACUGUGGACGCGCCGCAGCCGCACGUCGUAAGGAGAACGUCCACUAAAGCGGCUGAGAAGGCCCAAGAGCGACCGCAUUCCCAGCCAGACGCCAGUAGCCCCGCCCCCGAACCCGAGGCCCCGCCCUCGCCUACGUCCACGCCUUCGCCUCCGCCCGCCCAGGACCUUCCCCGCCCCUCCACGUCGAAACCGACGCCCGCUAAACCUGCACGACUCUCCACGGGCGGGUCGAGCUCCACCCCAGCUACGCCGUCGACAUCUGGUAAGACGAAGACGCGGUCGCGCAGCAAGUCUCCGUUCCGCAGCUUCCGGUGGCGCACCGCUAAGAAGCUGCUUGCCGGAGCACAUCACAGCGACGACGAAGAGGGUGCGAGCCCCGCCGGCGAAGAUGAAGGCUUCGAGGGCACCCUGAUGCGAAAACACGAGUGGGAGUCGGGCACCAAGCGCGCUUCUAACAGGUCGUGGGACAAGGUGUACGCGGUGGCGAAGGACGGGCGCAUGUCGUUCUACAAGGACCAGAAGUCGUUCCGCGCGACGCCCGAGCAGACAUGGCGCGGGGAGCCGCCGCUCGACCUCACCGGCGCCGUCGUCGAGGUCGCCGCCAACUACACCAAGAAGAAGCACGUCUUCCGGCUCAGACUGGGCAGCGGCGCGGAGUUCCUGCUGCAGGCGCACGACGAGGCGGAGAUGUCGGCGUGGCUGGGCGCGCUGUCGGCCCGCCUGGCCGCGCCCACGCCGCGCUCGCACACGCUGCCCGCGCCCUCCGCCGAGCCCAAGCGCCGCUCCUUCUUCACGCUCAAGAAGAAGUCAGUGCAAACGCUCACAUUCUUCUACUCACCCUAGACCAUUGCAUGCGCA